Molecule: messenger RNA, 2112 nt
Organism: Uncinocarpus reesii 1704
Lineage: Eukaryota; Fungi; Ascomycota; Eurotiomycetes; Onygenales; Onygenaceae
Exons: 3
Coding region: 1-2112 (703 amino acids)
Biological process (GO): lymphocyte proliferation; pericentric heterochromatin formation; negative regulation of gene expression via chromosomal CpG island methylation
Cellular component (GO): pericentric heterochromatin; nucleus
Molecular function (GO): ATP-dependent chromatin remodeler activity; ATP binding; chromatin binding
Source: RefSeq, a predicted model, not a curated record
AUGGCAGAAAAAAUGAAAGAGCAGAGAAAAAGGCAGCAGGAAGAAGCGCGUAAGGCAGAAGCUAAGAAACGUGCUAUUGAGGAGAAAGAGACGAAGAAUGCUGAGCCCGCUAUGCAACGGGCUACUAGAGGGAGCCAACGAAUAGCCAGGGAGCCUAAAAACUCAGCUUCAACAGCUCAGUCGAACGGUUCUAAAUUGCCAACCCGCGGUCGAGGCAAGAAGAGCGUCGAUGGAACUUCUAUUUCCGAUUAUUUCAAAAACGCUACCACCGAAAUUGCAGAGGAUAACCCAACCGUUCAAGAAGCCCUUGCGCAAGCUGCUGAUGAGUUUGAAGUAAAACCUGCUACUCUUGGUGAACAAGACCUCGUGGCAACUCAGCAGCCAGCACUCGUAACGGGUGGGAGAAUGAGGGAAUACCAAUUGGAAGGAUUAGAAUGGCUGAAAUCGCUCUGGAUGAAUGGGUUAUGUGGCAUUCUUGCAGACGAAAUGGGACUUGGGAAGACAGUCCAAGCCAUAUCACUUAUCGCGUUCUUCAAGGAGCAUAAUGUCUCGGGCCCCUUUCUGAUUGCUGCUCCGCUGAGCACAGUGAGCAAUUGGGUAAAUGAGUUUUCUCGGUGGACUCCCGGCAUUGAAACAGUCUUAUACCAUGGGACGAAGGAGGAGCGCAACCAGAUCAGAAGGAAGCGAAUGAAGAUGCAGGACCAAAAAAAUAUCGACUUUCCGGUUGUUUGUACUUCGUACGAGAUAUGCAUGAAUGAUCGAAAAUUCCUCGCAAACUAUCAGUGGAAAUACAUCAUCGUUGACGAGGGUCAUCGGCUUAAGAAUAUGAAUUGCAAGCUAAUCAAAGAGUUGUUGACCUACAAUUCCGCUAAUCGCCUGCUGAUAACAGGGACACCUUUGCAAAAUAAUAUCGCAGAGCUCUGGUCUCUGCUACACUUUUUGCUACCUGAGAUAUUUAAUGAUCUCAAUAGCUUCCAAAAUUGGUUUGACUUCUCCUCUGUCUUGGAUUCCUCGGGACAAAAAGAUGUCAUCGAAAAGAGAAAAAGGAAUUUAGUAUCGACUAUGCAUGCAAUUUUAAAGCCGUUUUUGCUGCGUCGUGUCAAAACGGAUGUUGAGACUGAUCUACCCCAAAAACGAGAAUAUAUAUUGUAUGCGCCUCUAACGCCAGAGCAGAAGGAGCUGUACAUGGCUAUCAUUCAAGGUACCAGCCGACAAUAUUUGGAGGAUAAAGCCGUGGAGAGAAUCGAGUCUAGAAAGGCGUCAGCCAACCAGUCCAGAGCGCAAAGUUUGAAGCGCAAAACGAAAGACAGUGGCAGCUCUACUCCUAUUAAGAGCCUGAAAUCGAGCCGAGAUUCCACACCUGGUUCUAACCUCGGACGGACAGUUAGAAAAAGGGCGAAGCAACGUUACAACGAUAUCACCGAUCGAGAGUUUAACGCAAAACUACGAAGGCUCGAAAACGGGUUUGAUGAACAGGAAGUAGAAGAAUCUGAGCCCAGUGAAAGUGAGCUCCUGGAGAUUGAGCGAGUUAAGACUAUGAAAUUGGCUAAAAAAGAGAUUGCUUCAAAGAAACUCCAAAAUCCAAUUAUGCAGGCACGGCUGGCCUGCAAUUCUCCGCAUAAUUUCUACUGGCCCUGGGAUGAGGACUCAAACAUUGACGAGUCGAUCGUGACCUCGUCUGGUAAGAUGCUCCUUUUAGACCGCCUUGUUCCCUGUUUGCUGUCAAAGGGCCAUAAAAUCCUCCUGUUCUCGCAAUUUAAGACGCAACUAGACAUCUUACAGGACUGGGCAUAUUUACGUGACUGGAACUGCUGCCGUAUUGAUGGUGCAGUCAGUCAGGUGGAUCGGCAAGCGCAAAUUUAUGCUUUCAAUACAGACUCAAACUACAAAAUCUUCCUGCUGAGUACUCGUGCUGGCGGACAAGGAAUCAACCUCACUGCGGCCGACACGGUAAUUCUAUACGACUCAGACUGGAAUCCGCAGCAAGAUCUCCAAGCCCAGGAUCGAGCUCAUCGUAUCGGACAAACGAAACCGGUGCUAGUAUAUCGACUAGCCACCAGGGGUACAGUUGAGCAACGCUCCUUGAGCGGGCUGAUUCGAAGCGCAGAUUAG